AUGAAGACCCUGUCUUCCCCGUAUUUGCACGCACGGACGGAUCCACGGACGACUCCACGGAAGCCCGGUAAGGCACAUGGAACCGGAUGCCGAACGAGCCACGGAGCCGAAUGGACCAAUGGCAGGAGAUGGAAAGAUACAAUUAUCUCGGCCAAUUUGAGCAGGAGGUUUUUGGACUUGGUUCAAGGAUUGAUGGCAACCGCCGUGUCUCUUCAUCUCGCACCCAGCUAA
Neurospora tetrasperma FGSC 2508 is the source of this 231-nucleotide messenger RNA. RefSeq lists its product as uncharacterized. The transcript is spliced from 2 exons. The coding region runs from base 1 to 231 and encodes 76 amino acids. Lineage: Eukaryota; Fungi; Ascomycota; Sordariomycetes; Sordariales; Sordariaceae. The record is from RefSeq and is a predicted model, not a curated record.